Messenger RNA from Rotaria sp. Silwood2, 219 nucleotides. The record is from the annotation of a GenBank genome assembly. Lineage: Eukaryota; Metazoa; Rotifera; Eurotatoria; Philodinida; Philodinidae.
UUUAAAAUUAUUUUUAUAAAAUUUAAUGACAUACAUUAAAAUUGCGUAAAUUACCGUAAUAGCACCGAAGUCAGAAGGAAAAAGAAUCGCAAAAGAUUCAGUAUAAUCUUUAAUUGUUUUUGAGGCACUUUUAGCUUUAUCAACAAUAUUUUUGGUGGUGGUGACAAGAGGUGUGGUGGUGUUAUGAGGAAUAAUGGUGGUGGUGGUGUUUUUGUUUGA